Messenger RNA from Mucor mucedo, 651 nucleotides. RefSeq lists its product as uncharacterized. Bases 1 to 651 code for a protein of 216 amino acids. Lineage: Eukaryota; Fungi; Mucoromycota; Mucoromycetes; Mucorales; Mucoraceae. The record is from RefSeq and is a predicted model, not a curated record. The transcript is spliced from 2 exons.
AUGAACAACGAAAAAUAUGCCAGAAGAAACAAUAAGGCAAAUCGAUCCUGUUGUGAUAAACUAUGCUGUGGAUGCUGUACAUGCUGUCCUCGAUGGUGUCGUUGGAUCAGUUGCUGUUUGCUAUUACUUAUCAUCGUUAUUGGUAUUGUGGUGGGGGUUUUGGCUGCUCUCUUCAAAGUCCCCACCGUCGAAUUCACAGGCAUUCAAGGCACACCCGAGUUUGGUAUGGUGGGCUUAACGACCGUCAAUCUGAAUGUUUCUUUAGGAUUUGUGGUGAAUAAUCCCAAUAUCGAAAGUGUUACAUUUACGACUUUAGUAGCUACCGCUAAUUACCAUGGUGAUACAACACCUUUAGGCGGUGGUACACUUCAUGAUCUCCAUAUUGGCUCGCAUUCAGUUACCAACAUUUCUUUCCCAUUUGCCAUGUCGAUCGAUGUCACAAACAACAAUAAUAUCGCUGUGUUAUCUAAAAUCAUGGCGGAUUGUGGACUGGGCGGUGGUACAGCCAAAGACAUCCAAUUGGAUUAUAAAGUGGUUGCAACCGUGACCAUUAUCGGUGUACCUAUCAGUGUACCAGUCUCCAACACCAUUGGAUUUAAGUGUCCUAUUGAUGUAAGUCUCUCUCUCUCUCUCUCUCUCUUUUUUUUUUAG